This is a messenger RNA of Lethenteron reissneri (Far Eastern brook lamprey), 710 nucleotides long. Its product is annotated as dual specificity tyrosine-phosphorylation-regulated kinase 4-like. NCBI's taxonomy places the organism in Eukaryota, Metazoa, Chordata, Hyperoartia, Petromyzontiformes, Petromyzontidae. The record is from RefSeq and is a predicted model, not a curated record.
UCGGGGAUGCCUUUGAUGUCCGGACAAAGCAGGGUCCCAGGCAGUCACUCCCUAUACCUGGCACUCGGGAGCCAGGACUCGGAGUUCCACGACUUCAUUAGCCGCUGCCUGGAAUGGGAUCCAGCUCUGCGGAUGACACCAGCAGAGGCACUGGCGCAUAGCUGGCUGAGGGAUGAGGAAAUGCCGAGGGAUGAGGAAAUGCCGAGGGAUGAGGAAAUGCCGAGGGAUGAGGAAGUGCCGAGUCAGUGUGUGCCUCUUGUGGACACAUCAAUCCACGCAGAGGCAUCCGCCAAGGAGGCGACGAGACAGUGGGGUGAGCCCCUGCAGAAAGAGAAGAAGCAGUCACGUCUGGUUAGUGCAUACAGGGCCGUAUGCUCAUUCUUCCGUGGCUUUAAGAAAUGCACCGCAUGCGACCGUAAUGCUCAUCCUGGGCGUGUACACAUUCCACACACCGUAUACACACACGCUCGCCUAAGCGAAUACAUGAGCAACUUCCGGUGCUAGCGUCAAUAUCAGAUCCCAUCUACUGAGUUUUUUAACCCCACAUAAAUACAAUAAAACCGCUCUUAACGACGGUAAUUGGUUCCAUGAAUAUGGUUAUUAAGUAAUUUGGUAAUCAAGCAAGUACAGUCGACCCUUACACAUCGCGGGGAUUAGGGGUGCAGGCCCCCCGCGAUCUGGAAAAACCGCAUAAAAUGUUUGGUCCCCUU